AUGGCGUCUGUUCCCCAACGCAUCGCAUACAUCCGCACAAUCGACGAGCCUAAUGAGGCAUACAAUCCAGACAAAGGAUCCGACCACCUCCGCCAAUUCCUGGGCAUGUACAUGAAGCAAAGAAAUCCCCACGACCCCGUAGAAAUCCCUCGGCAUCGUUUCGUCUUCGGCGCAUCCAACGCAGUCGACGCGCACAUGCUCGACCUCUUCCUAUCCGACUGGAUACUGCCCUCGCACUCCACCCGUGAAUUCGCAAACAUCCAACGAUCCGACCUCGAGCUGCGCCUGUCCGAGCCUCAAGCCGUAACGGGAGAAGGCAAGCGACUUCUCGAGCGAUGCAGCAAAGGCGGCAUCGAGGUCGUGAUGCGUGGCGCAGACGACGCGGAGUGUCGGGAAAUCAUGCUCCAGGAAAGCGACUAUGUUAUCGAUCGCUGUGUCGAGGGGAAUGCCGCGUGGUAUUGGAAUACUGCUAGGAGUGGUGUGCGGCAGGACAACGUCCUCACGAAUCCAAAGUACGACAUGGCCAAGCAUCAUGACGUGAGUAAGACGCGGCUGCAAAGGCGAUAUGCUGGCCAUGGCUGGACAGCGAACUCGGGGUGUUCGCAUGGGAAUGGUGGGGGGUUUGCCUGCGUGGGGUGUGGGGGGAAGUGCAAGAGGUGGAAAUGUCGCGUCAAUCCGGGGGUUGAGAGAGUAGGUGCUGAAUGGGCUCGAUUGCCUGCGAAAGGCAGUGUUGAUUGGCGCGAGCUAUCGGCAGAAGAUGCGUGUUUCAGAAUGCAAUAUCAGCGUCUGCCCAGCCAGUUACCAGCGAAGGAUAUGUACAAUAGUAUUGAUACGUUCAGCGGGGAUUGA
This is a messenger RNA of Parastagonospora nodorum SN15, 849 nucleotides long. RefSeq lists its product as hypothetical. Lineage: Eukaryota; Fungi; Ascomycota; Dothideomycetes; Pleosporales; Phaeosphaeriaceae. Bases 1 to 849 code for a protein of 282 amino acids. The transcript has a single exon. The record is from RefSeq and is a predicted model, not a curated record.